Molecule: messenger RNA, 1173 nt
Organism: Linum tenue
Lineage: Eukaryota; Viridiplantae; Streptophyta; Magnoliopsida; Malpighiales; Linaceae
Source: the annotation of a GenBank genome assembly
AUGAUUCCGGCGUCAGUGUUGGAGAACAAAACCAUUCUGGUUACAGGGUCAGCUGGAUUUCUUGCAAAAGUGUUUGUGGAGAAGGUGCUGAGGAUUCAACCUGACGUGAAGAAGCUCUACCUUCUCAUGAGAGCUCCAGAUUCCCACUCUGCAGCGAAGCGACUGCGAGACGAGGUGACGGAGAAGGAGCUGUUUAGGGUUGUGAAGGAGAAAUGGGGACCGAAUUUCUCGAAAUUCGUAUCGGAAAAAGUGGUUGCUGUUGCCGGGGAUGUCUCUCGCGAGGAUCUGGGAAUCGAGGACUUGGAUCUGAAGAAGGAAAUCUGGAAGGAGGCCGACUUGGUCGUCAAUUUCGCCGCCACUACCCGAUUUGAUGAGAGGGCAGGGCAUUAUGGAUGGCCCAACACUUACACGUUUACAAAGGCAAUGGGGGAGAGGAUAGUGAUGAGCUUGAAGGGCGACCUCCCACUUGUAAUCCUUCGCCCCACCAUCGUAACAAGCACCAUAAAAGACCCAUUUCCAGGGUGGACGGAGGGUGUCAGAACCAUCGACGGAUUCAUUGUGAACUAUGCUAAAGGGAUAAUGAAAUGCCUCAUUGAGAGGCCAGAAACCGUUUAUGAUCUGAUACCAGUAGAUAUGGUUGUGAAUUCGAUUGUAGGAUGUAUCUGUUCAGCAUUCCAGAACCAGCCUUUGGAUCUCAUUUAUCAUUUGGGCUCUUCACGAAACGCACUAACUUCAUCUGAUCUCCGACACUUGAUGUUCAUUUUCUUCUCUCGAAAUCCAUGGAAGGACCGCCAUGGAAGGCCGAUGAAAGCUAACAAGUGGAAGACAUUUAGCUCCUUCAAGACCUUUCAGAUUUACAUGACCAUCCGUUUCCUACUCCCUCUAAAGGUACUUUGUCUCGUAAAUGCAGCGCUUUGUCACAGAUUCGAAGCAAUGUGUGGUGAGCUCGAUCGUAAGUUAAAGGUGGCGAUGAGGCUGGUAAAACUUUACGAACCCUACUUGCUCUUUGUGGGGAUAUUUGAUGAUACUAAUUUGGAGAAGUUGAGGGCAAGGGGCAGUCAAAAUGGGUGGUGGGAUGCCGCGGAGAUGAAUAUGAAUGCAGGCAGCAUUGAUUGGAGCGACUACAUCAUGAAUGUUCACAUUCCAGGCCUUAUCCGAUUUGUCAAGUUCUAA